Molecule: messenger RNA, 1326 nt
Organism: Sarcophilus harrisii (Tasmanian devil)
Lineage: Eukaryota; Metazoa; Chordata; Mammalia; Dasyuromorphia; Dasyuridae
Gene: CEBPE
Product: CCAAT enhancer binding protein epsilon
Exons: 2
Coding region: 170-1012 (280 amino acids)
Biological process (GO): regulation of transcription by RNA polymerase II; DNA-templated transcription; myeloid cell differentiation
Molecular function (GO): RNA polymerase II cis-regulatory region sequence-specific DNA binding; DNA-binding transcription factor activity, RNA polymerase II-specific
Source: RefSeq, a predicted model, not a curated record
AGGGGAGAAGAGGAGAGAAGGCAGGAGCCAGGAGAGGGGAAGAUCCUGAGGGAAAGGAGGUGACAGAGAAGGAGCAAGAGGAGGGAGGGAGGCCAGACACCCAGAGGAGGGGAUCCCCCGGCCAGGGUGUGUGGCCAGAGGGCGGGGAGUAGAGGGGGCGGUCUAGGUCAUGUCCCACGGGAUCUACUACGACUGUGAGCAACGAGGCGGCCAAUCGCUCGAGUUUCCAGGCAGCCGCGCUGGGCCCGGGGAGCUGGGAGACAUGUGUGACCACGAGGCCUCCAUCGACCUGUCAGCCUACAUUGAGUCCGGUGAGGAACAGCUCCUCUCUGAUCUUUUUGCUGUCAAACCACAAGCUGAGCCUCGGGGCCUCAAGGGUCCUGGAACUCCUGCCUUCCCUCACUACCUCCCGCCGGACCCCAGGACCUUCGUCUAUCCUGCCCAUGCCUUUGGCCCUGACCGGAAGGGCUUAGGGCCCAACUCCUACAGCCCCGCGGAGGGAUAUGAUCCCCGAGCAGUGUCCGUGAAAGAAGAGCCUCGGGGGCCCGAGUGCGGGAGAAGCUCCAGUCGAGGCAGCUACAACCCACUGCAAUACCAGGUGGCACACUGUGGGCAGACUGCGAUGCAUCUGCCCCCAGCUCUGGGAACACCCAACCAGCCCCUUCGGGUCCUCAAGGGCCCCCUGGCCGCCGCAGCCGCCCCUCCCUGCAGUCCUCUUCUCAAGACUCCCUCUCCGGCGGGGCCUCCCCAUAAGGGCAAGAAAGCGGUGAACAAGGACAGCCUGGAGUACCGGCUGAGGCGGGAGCGCAACAACAUCGCGGUCCGCAAAAGCCGGGACAAAGCCAAAAGGCGCAUCCAGGAGACGCAGCAAAAGGUGCUGGAGUACAUGGCCGAGAACGAGAGGCUCCGCAGCCGCGUAGACCAGCUCACCCAGGAGCUCGACACCCUGAGAAACCUCUUCCGCCAGAUCCCCGAAGCUGCCAGCCUCAUCAAGGGAGUGGGCUGUGGCUGAACCCCAAGGCUGGUGGGCAGAGGAGCGAUUCUCUCGACUUCUCAACCCUCUGUAUUCCUAGGAGGAAGCCCUCAACUCAGCCUGGGCUUUCUUCCCACAUAGAGGGUACGGCGGAUGCCCUCAGAAAGACAGACAAGACAGGACUAGCUGCCGCGCCGGUCCCAAGGCAUUUGGGCAGCACCCUGGGCAGGGUUUGAAGAUUGCACUUCCCCUAAUACACUGAAAUACUGCAUCCCUUGUCCUCGGAGGUUUUUAGCCUUCCCUAUAACAUAAAUGACAACUUACCGCAAAAAUAAAUACUUAUGUGCCAUAGA